Amaranthus tricolor (Joseph's coat) is the source of this 3399-nucleotide messenger RNA. Its product is annotated as receptor-like protein kinase 7. The coding region runs from base 212 to 3163 and encodes 983 amino acids. The transcript has 2 exons. Gene Ontology annotation, cellular component: plasma membrane. Gene Ontology annotation, molecular function: protein kinase activity; protein binding; ATP binding. Gene Ontology annotation, biological process: protein phosphorylation. The record is from RefSeq and is a predicted model, not a curated record. Lineage: Eukaryota; Viridiplantae; Streptophyta; Magnoliopsida; Caryophyllales; Amaranthaceae.
CAAAUACUUCAUUUAUUAAAUCAUGAAAAUAAAUAAUUCACAGGGAGCAUAAUGUGAACAGUCUGAACACCCCGCCAUAAUCCUCUGUUUUUUCUACCUUCCAAUCCAACUCUACUUACUACUUAGCAUCAUCUAUAGUCCCAAUUCCCAACUACACUCCCUAACAAAUUCUCCCACCCCUUUACCCCUUUUCUCCCAUUUUCCUCCAUCCAUGGCUUCCAAAAUCCCUUCCUUCUUUCUCCUUUUCCUUUUCCUCUGUUCUUUCGGUUUUGCUUCCUCAGAUGAACUCAAUUCCCUCCUUACUCUCAAAUCUUCUCUUCAAUCAACAAAUCCCAAUCUAUUUUCAUCAUGGAUUUCUUCAAAACCCACUUGUGAAUUUCCAGGAAUUUCAUGCAAUUCUGCUGGGAAUAUCACUGAAAUUGACCUAUCAAAACAGGGCUUAUCUGGUACUCUUCCUUUUAAUGCUAUUUGUUCUUUAUCUUUUCUUCAAAAACUAUCUUUUGGGUUUAAUUCUAUUACUGGAAAUGUUACUGUUCAUCUCAGAAACUGUACUAAUCUUCAGUAUUUGGAUUUGGGUAAUAAUCUUUUCUCUGGUUCAUUCCCUGAUAUUUCUUCUUUAAAUAAAUUGAAAUAUUUGUACUUAAAUUCAAGUGGGUUUUCUGGGAAAUUCCCAUGGAAAUCUCUCAAUAAUAUGACAGGCCUUAUUCAACUUAGUUUAGGAGAUAACCCUUUUGAAAUUUCCCCAUUUCCCAAACAAAUUACCCAAUUGAGGGAAUUGAAUUGGUUAUAUUUAACAAAUUGCAGUAUUUCCGGGUCAAUUCCACCUGAAAUUGGGAACCUAAAUCAGUUAAUUAAUCUUGAAUUAUCCAUUAAUUUCUUAAUUGGGUCAAUUCCAUCUGAGAUUUCCAAUCUUACAAAUCUAUGGCAACUCGAGCUUUACGGUAAUCAACUCACCGGGAAAAUCCCAACUGGGUUUCGAAAUUUGACGAAAUUACAGCGUUUUGAUGCUUCAAAUAAUAGCUUAGAAGGUGAUUUAUCUGAGCUUAAAUUCAUGUAUCAGCUUGUAUGGAUUCAACUGUACCUGAAUAAACUCACCGGUGAAAUCCCGGCGGAGUUCGGAGAAUUCAAGAAUCUGGUAAAUUUAUCUCUAUAUAGUAAUAAUCUCACCGGAGAACUUCCCCAGAAGCUUGGAUCAUGGGCUGAGUUCAAUUUCAUCGACGUAUCGACCAAUUCUCUUUCCGGUACAAUCCCUCCUGAUAUGUGUAAAAAAGGGACUAUGAAAAAGCUUCUAAUUCUGCAGAACAAAUUUUCCGGCGAGAUUCCGGCGAGUUAUGGUAACUGUACAACAUUGACUCGGUUCCGAGUCAGUGAAAACUCACUUACCGGAGAAAUUCCGGCAGGAAUUUGGGGUCUGCCUAAUGUGAAUAUCAUUGAUAUUGCUGAUAAUCAGUUUCAUGGCUCAAUUACGUCAGAUGUUGGUAAGGCUAAAAAUUUGAAUCAAAUUUAUGCUUCUAAUAACAAAUUAUCCGGUGAGAUUCCAGCGGAAAUCGGAGAUGCUUCGUCGUUGCUUUGGAUCGAUUUGAGUAACAAUGAACUUAUCGGAGAAAUCCCGGAAAGUGUUGGUAAUCUUGAGAAGUUGAACAAUCUUUACUUGCAGGGAAAUCAUCUUUCUGGGAAUGUUCCUGCUUCUCUUGGUGAUUGUCUUCGUCUUAAUGAUGUAAAUUUAGCUCGAAAUUCAAUUUCUGGUGAAAUUCCGGCAGUAUUAGGUUCUUUGCCUGCAUUGAAUUCGUUGAAUUUGUCGCAUAAUGACUUAUCUGGGUUGAUUCCUGAUACACUUUCGUCUCUUAAGCUUAGUUUGCUCGAUUUGUCGUACAAUGAGUUAUCGGGCGAGAUACCGAAAUCUCUUUCGAUUGAGGCCUUUAGAGGAAGUUUAGUUGGUAAUGCUGGGCUUUGUAGCUCACGUUUUAAGGGCUUUAGAUCGUGUUCAUUGAGGCAUCGAGAUUAUCAUGCUUUUAUUAUUUGUUUAGUUCUAGGGUUAGUCAUUUUGGUUAGUUUGAGUGGUUACUACUUGUAUACUAAGAUACGUGGUGAUCGAAAGAGCGAGAAACGAGCGUUGUAUUUGAGAGAUGAUGAUUCGUGGAAUAUGAAGUCGUAUCAUGUAGUCACCUUUACCGAAGAGGAGAUUCUUGAAUCGAUCAAACCGGAAAACUUGAUAGGGAAAGGAGGGUGUGGAAGUGUUUACAAGGUUGGGCUUAAGGAUGGUAAGGAGUUGGCCGUGAAGCACAUUUCAAAUCAUGAUUUCUCCCAUGAUUGGAAGAAGAAUCGUCCGAGCACUCCUAUGUUGGACAAGAAAUGUGGGAGAAGUAGGAAGAUGAAAGAGUUUGACAUGGAGGUACAAACAUUGAGUUCAAUAAGGCAUAUCAAUGUGGUGAAGUUGUUUUGUAGCAUUACUAGUGAGGAUUCAAGUCUGUUAGUCUAUGAAUACUUGCCUAAUAGAAGUUUGUGGGAUAGGUUGCAUACUAGCAAGAAAUUGGGAUUAGAUUGGCAAACUCGAUACGAAAUUGCUUUAGGUGCUGCUCGAGGAUUGGAAUACCUUCACCAUGGGUACGACAAACCAAUCAUUCAUCGCGAUGUUAAGUCCAGCAAUAUUUUGUUAGACGAGUUUUUAAAACCUAGAAUCGCUGACUUUGGCCUCGCCAAAGUUGUUCAAGUGAGUUCAGCUCGUGAUUCAACUCAUGUAAUCGCGGGAACACAUGGUUAUAUUGCACCAGAAUAUGGAUACACAUACAAAGUGAACGAGAAGAGUGAUGUUUACAGCUUUGGAGUUGUUCUCAUGGAACUAGUGACGGGGAAAAAGCCUAUUGAGUCGGAGUUUGGCGAGAGCAAGGACAUCGUAAGUUGGGUUUCGAGCAAGUUGAAGAAUAGGGAAAGCGUGUUAAGCAUAAUAGAUUCGAGUAUACUCGAACCCAUGCAAGAAGAGGCGAUCAAGUUGUUGAAGAUCGCAAUCCUUUGCACGGCCAACCUACCGGAACUUAGGCCUACAAUGAGGAGUGUAGUUCAAAUGCUCGAGGAUGCCGAACCAUGUAAAUUGGUAAGCAUCAUUGUUGCUAAAGAUGGGAGUACAAAGACAAUAGAAGCUGAAAAAAGCAAUUACAAGCCAUAAGCAUUUGUUAACUUAGUCUACUUCAUUAAUUAGAAUUGAUUAUGCUUACAUUAAGCAUCACUAGCUUAAGAUCAAUAGAGCAAGGAAAACUUUACUCAAGUGUUCUAACUAAAGUUGUAAAAUAUUUUGUAUAUGGAAGAGUCCAUGAAAUUAGCAUUGUUAGAUUUGUUUGUAGAUUAAAUAAAAUUUUUUAAUGUAUCUAAGAUGUGUUUAUAAAUUAGUCACCAUUCCAAUUU